Phytomonas sp. Hart1 is the source of this 1908-nucleotide messenger RNA. The record is from the annotation of a GenBank genome assembly. Lineage: Eukaryota; Euglenozoa; Kinetoplastea; Trypanosomatida; Trypanosomatidae.
AUGUUAGGUUUCAUAGUAGAGUUUAUUUUAAGCAUCGGUAUCUGUGCUUUAUUGGCAUAUUAUUUUUUUCUUACCGCUCCAGUAGAGGAUGAUGGGGAAUCUGAGUUGAAUUCCUCUGAAAUUAGCAACGAUCGACCGCAAAGGCCAGUAAAUUGGUGGGAGUCAUUUAUUAUUUAUUGGGGCGAGGAAAGCAGUAUUGCGAUGGUCUAUCGACAUAUCCGUGUCGGCAUAUUAGGUUUAGAUGAUGUUUUCGCACGGAGUCCUACUAGAAGGGGGAAAACCAGAUCUUUAACAGAGGCACACAACAGUUAUAAUGCUUGUAGAAGUGUUUUUAGUAAGCGACAAAGACUCACAAGACAGCAGCAUGAUUCAAGAAACGAUUUUCAGGGGACAUAUAGUUCGAUGAGGAAAGAAAGUGCGCUUUGGGUGAAUGUAGUUAGCCGUUGGUUGGGCAUUCUGAUUAUGGGUGGUGGAACUGUCAACAUUGAUGUGUGGUCCGAUCGCCUGCAGUACGCCCUGGAGUGCUGUGUUGUUCGUGUGAAUCGCUCCCUGGUUGCAAAAACGAACAGGUCGCCGGACCCCCUGACGGCAACACCUGUAAAAACAGGUGCAGUUGGGCAUCGUCCACAUGUCGAUGUACUUUACCUUGAAUUAGGUCUUAGCCUAUACGUAGCGCAGAAGAGUGUCUCUGGGAUACCAAACUCUACAAUUGAUGCCAUGAAGAGAAACAUCAAGGGAGCUUCCAACUUGGCCUCCACGUGGGCUGCGGUAUCUGCAAAAGUUGUUAAAAAUCUUUCACUGAGAAAUAAUGGUGGAGGGAAUUCGACAAUAAGAAACGAUAAAACCCCCGUUAGCACAAACAAUUUUCUUGAUGAAAGUAAAACACACGAUUGCCCGGCUUAUACUGGUUGUAGCAACAUUAGCAGCAGUAGUACUGGUUCGCUUCCUGGUGUUGGGGUUGCCAUUCCUCGUCUUGCUGGGGAUAUUGUUUCAGUUGAGCUGCCGUCCUUUACUGCAGUGACAUCGGACCCCGCACCAGAGAUUACUUCCGGAAAUGGUAAGUCUGAUCCGAAAGUGAAAGCAGGAGCUGGAGUAGAGUGCGAUGUCCUGAAGAGAACAAAGUCAAAUGCAUCCAUCAUUCCGCCCUCCGAGCAGGUAGUAGUGCCUUCAUUUUCGCCAGAGGUGGAGGGCACAUUAAGCAACGCCGCGGUUCCUUUUCCGCUUCCACUGCGUUGCUUUAGCAUACCUAUCUGCUACGAAGAUCAGCGCUUCUCUUUGGAUUUGGGCUGUUGUCUUCCACUUCUAUCUUUCCUGCCUGCCAAACUGUUCAUACCUGCAGAUGUUUUGUGUAUUGACUGCAUUGUACAGGUGCAUCGUGUGUCGUUCUUGGGAUGUCUUUAUGCAGCUUUUCAUGGUCCCAUAGUGGAGCUGUCAUUUCCGAGUCCUCCACAAUUCAACGCGGUGUUUGAGGUCACUGCUCCACAGCACUACCCUCGCAGGCGUCGACCUUUCCAGCCACCCGCGGACUCUUCUUCUGCCUUUACCACUACUUUGACAAUGAGGAACGUAACAACUUCUAUGCUUUCGGCAAGUUCGCCAUCCUUUAUGGGGGAUGGCAACUUUGGUUGCGCCAGAGUCGCCAGAUUGGGAUUACCUUCAUCUACUACUGGAUUCUCUUACAGCUGCAUCAAUGCAAAAAAUGAAAAAAUGAAGGAGUUAGUGCAACUGGCGGUACAGAAUUCUGUACGCUCUAUUUCGUAUCCUAACGUUCUUGAGGGACGCAUCCGAGGUAGUACCUUAAGAAAUAUGGAAUCAGAGCGCAAACAUGCAGGUCCUAUGAAUGGAGUUUCUUGCAGCUUGUUGUCUUGGGCGCGAAAGCGAGCAACUUUACCCUUGAUUGCACUUUAA